GGAAGAACCAGAAUAAGAGGCCAUCUCCUAAGGAAGUUGAGAAGAAACAAGUUUGGGUUGAAAAUUUUGCAUUUGAAACCAGACAUGUACGAAAGAGUUUAGAUUCUUUCAUUUGAUUAAGGUAUGGUCUGAAUAUGCGUUGCUUGGCAGCCCGGGUCAACUAUAAGACUUUGAUUAUCAUCUGUGCGCUCUUCACUUUGGUGACAGUACUUUUGUGGAAUAAGUGUUCCAGUGACAAAGCAAUCCAGUUUUCGCGACACUUGAGUGGUGGCUUCAGAGUGGAUGGAUUAGAAAAAAGAGCAGCCGCCUCUGAAAGUAACAGCUAUGUGAACCACCAAGGCAAACAACAGCCUGAGGAGGCAUUCCCACAGGAGCAGCAGAAAGCACCGCCUGUAGUUGGGAGCUUCAAUAGCAAUGGGGGAAGCAAGGUGUUGGGGCUCAAAUAUGAAGAAAUCGACUGCCUCAUAAAUGAUGAACACACCAUUAAAGGGAGAAGAGAAGGAAAUGAAGUCUUUCUGCCAUUCACUUGGGUAGAGAAAUACUUUGAUGUUUAUGGGAAAGUGGUUCAGUAUGAUGGCUAUGAUCGGUUUGAAUUCUCUCAUAGCUAUUCCAAAGUCUAUGCACAGAGAGCCCCUUACCACCCCGACGGCGUGUUCAUGUCAUUUGAGGGUUACAAUGUGGAAGUUCGAGACAGAGUCAAGUGUAUAAGUGGGGUUGAAGGCGUACCUUUAUCCACACAGUGGGGCCCACAAGGCUAUUUCUACCCAAUCCAGAUUGCACAGUAUGGGUUAAGUCAUUACAGCAAGAAUCUGACUGAGAAACCUCCUCACAUUGAGGUCUAUGAAACCGCUGAAGACAGGGACAAAACCAGCAAGCCUAAUGAUUGGACCGUGCCAAAAGGCUGCUUUAUGGCUAACGUGGCUGACAAGUCUAGAUUUACCAAUGUUAAGCAAUUCAUUGCUCCAGAAACCAGCGAGGGUGUAUCCUUGCAACUGGGUAACACAAAAGAUUUUAUCAUUUCCUUUGACCUCAAGUUCUUAACAAACGGAAGUGUGUCCGUGGUCCUAGAGACCACGGAAAAGAAUCAGCUCUUCACGGUGCACUACGUCUCCAAUACUCAGCUGAUCGCUUUCAAGGAGAGAGAUAUAUACUAUGGCAUUGGACCCAGAACCUCGUGGAGCACUGUCACCAGGGACCUGAUCACUGACCUCAGGAAAGGAGUGGGUCUUUCCAACACGAAAGCUGUCAAGCCAACCAAAAUAAUGCCCAAGAAGGUGGUUAAGUUGAUUGCAAAAGGGAAAGGGUUUCUUGACAACAUUACUAUCUCCACCACGGCACACAUGGCUGCCUUUUUCGCUGCCAGUGACUGGCUGGUAAGGAACCAAGAUGAGAAAGGCGGCUGGCCCAUUAUGGUAACCCGUAAGUUAGGAGAAGGGUUCAAGUCUUUAGAGCCGGGGUGGUACUCUGCCAUGGCCCAAGGGCAAGCCAUCUCAACACUAGUCAGGGCCUACGUGUUAACAAAAGACCAUUUAUUCCUCAAUUCAGCUUUAAGGGCGACUGCCCCUUAUAAGUUUCUCUCCGAGCAGCAUGGAGUUAAAGCUGUGUUUAUGAACAAACACGACUGGUACGAAGAGUACCCAACCACACCCAGCUCUUUCGUUUUAAAUGGCUUUAUGUAUUCUUUAAUCGGACUCUAUGACUUAAAAGAAACUGCAGGGGAAAAACUGGGGAAAGAGGCAAGGUCCUUGUAUGAGCGUGGCAUGGAGUCCCUCAAGGCCAUGCUCCCACUAUAUGACACUGGCUCAGGGACCAUCUAUGACCUCCGUCACUUCAUGCUUGGCAUAGCCCCCAACCUCGCACGCUGGGACUAUCACACCACCCACAUCAAUCAACUCCAGUUACUCAGCACCAUCGACGAGUCCCCUAUCUUCAGAGAAUUUGUCAAGCGAUGGAAAAGCUACCUUAAAGGAAGCAGAGCAAAGCACAACUAGAACAACAACUCGAAGCCAAAAUCAGGUUUCAGCCUCUGCCCAGACACUUAAGCUCUCUCUCUCAGCAGAGUGUUACGCACACUUGCAGAGGCAGUCACUGGGUUUUGUGGAUUGAUUUGUGGUGAUAAGUGAUCCUUAAAGCCAAUCUUCUGAGAGCAUUGCAUUCCAUGGGUUGGAUAUUUAGUAAUGUAGGUGGCAGUUAGA
Molecule: messenger RNA, 2195 nt
Organism: Suncus etruscus (white-toothed pygmy shrew)
Lineage: Eukaryota; Metazoa; Chordata; Mammalia; Eulipotyphla; Soricidae
Gene: GLCE
Product: glucuronic acid epimerase
Exons: 5
Coding region: 135-1991 (618 amino acids)
Biological process (GO): heparan sulfate proteoglycan biosynthetic process
Cellular component (GO): Golgi apparatus
Molecular function (GO): heparosan-N-sulfate-glucuronate 5-epimerase activity
Source: RefSeq, a predicted model, not a curated record